UAUAUUUCCCGGAAAUCGAGAGCCUCGAGUGAGAUCACGUCUCUCGUCGUUCUCUCUCUUUUAUCUUGAAUUUUGGCCUCGGCUCUGCGCGGCGAUCGUCUCUCUCGGCUGUCGAAAUCGACGCGACUCGAGGCGAGUAAUUUGUCAGUAAAUCCGGUAUCUGAUCGCAUCGCGGAAAACAAAAAAUCUCUGCCGAAGGUUUUUCAGCGUUUUCAGCGUUUUGUAGUGGCAACACUCGCGGCGCGGUCGGCGCCGGAAUUUCCAGUAUUCUUCUUGCAACAGUGCGAGCGGGUGGACGUGUGUUCGCGUCGCUCCUGAUUUUCACGGUCUUACUUUCUCUGUCAAACAAACGGCAUCACAACGUGACACACAACACGGUCACGUAGGCAGUGUGUUGUCUGUGUUUUAAAUCCAAAAUUUAAAAUAAAAUGUCAGCAAAGGCUAUUCGGGAGGAAACCGGAAAAAAUCUUAUCAAUCGCAAUCUACCGGCCGGCACAAAAGCGGCGAAAUGCAGAUUCGUGCCCGUUACGGAAGACACGAAUUGGACCGAUAUCGCGACUGAACAUCCGUGGCUCAAAACAGAAAAAUUGGUCGUCAAACCGGAUCAGCUGAUCAAACGUCGCGGAAAACUCGGAUUGAUUAAGGUGAACGCGGAUUUGUCCACGGUGCAAAAAUGGGUCGAGCAACGCAUGAACAAGGAUCAACGCGUCGGCAAAGCAACUGGAAAAUUAAAAACGUUCAUCAUCGAACCAUUCGUACCGCACAAACCGGAAGAAGAAGCUUACGUGUGCAUCUAUUCCCAUCGGAACGCCGACACGAUAUUGUUCCAUCAUCAGGGGGGAGUCGAUAUCGGAGACGUCGAUGCUAAGGCUUUAAAAUUAGAUGUACCCGUCGGCGGCCAGUUGCCGGAUCAGUCCACGCUAAUCAAGACUCUCCUGACGAAUGUCGUGGACGACAAAAAAGUAAUGAUCGCUCAAUUCAUAGAAUCUCUUUACAAGAUGUACGUUAAUCUGUACUUCACAUAUUUGGAAAUCAAUCCACUGGUGGUCACGGACACGUCGAUUUACGUGCUCGACCUCGCGGCCAAGCUGGACACAACCGCCGACUUCAUAUGCAAACCGAUUUGGGGAGAAAUCGAGUACCCGCCGCCGUUCGGAAGAGACGCCUAUCCGGAAGAGGCCUACAUCGCCGAUUUGGACGCCAAGUCUGGCGCCAGUUUGAAACUGACGAUUCUGAAUCCGGAAGGCCGCAUAUGGACAAUGGUGGCCGGUGGUGGAGCGUCGGUAAUAUAUUCCGAUACGAUUUGUGAUUUGGGCGCGGCCGACGAACUGGCCAAUUACGGCGAAUACUCCGGCGCUCCCAGCGAACAGCAAACCUAUGAAUAUGCAAAAACUAUACUGAGCCUAAUGACGAAGAAGAAGCGCGCCGAGGGAAAAGUACUUAUUAUAGGAGGAGGAAUUGCCAAUUUUACGAAUGUAGCCGCAACGUUCAAGGGCAUCGUUAAAGCCCUCCAGGAGUACCAGCCCAAGCUGGUGGAGCACGAUAUACGAAUUUUUGUGCGAAGAGCUGGGCCUAAUUACCAAGAGGGUUUGAGAAUAAUACGAGAAGUUGGUAGACGUCUAGCGAUUCCCAUAUACGUAUUCGGUCCGGAAACACACAUGACGGCCAUAUGCGCUAUGGCGUUAGGAAAGAAGCCGAUUCCCGAUCCAGAGGCUCAAGAAUUCUCGACCGCAAACUUCCUCUUACCUUCCGGACAGGACGUCGGACCGGUAUCCACACCGUCCGAGAAUAAUGUAGGUUCGCCGCUGGCGCAGCCUAAAGCGAAAAGUCUAAAUGAUGUGGCGGAUUCGGGAAAGAAGCAACUAUUUAGCAAUAAAACGCGAGCCAUCAUUUGGGGCAUGCAGACGAGGGCGGUGCAGAGUAUGUUGGAUUUUGAUUUUGUCUGUCGAAGAUCCGAGCCGUCUGUCGCCGCAAUUGUUUAUCCUUUUACUGGUGAUCACAAGCAGAAGUUUUAUUGGGGUCAUAAGGAGGUUCUCAUUCCCGUUUACAAACAAAUGAAAGAUGCUAUGACCAAGCAUACGGACGCGGACGUGAUGGUCACGUUUGCCUCUUUGAGAUCAGCUUACGAAAGCACCAUGGAAACGUUGCAGUUCCCGCAAAUCAGAACAAUUGCGAUAAUCGCGGAAGGCAUACCCGAAAAUAUGACCAGAAAGUUGAUUCUAGCGGCGCACGAGAAAAAUGUGACCAUAAUCGGACCUGCGACUGUGGGCGGCGUAAAACCAGGCUGCUUUAAAAUUGGAAAUACCGGUGGAAUGAUGGAUAACAUUCUGCACAGUAAAUUGUACAGACCUGGCAGCAUCGCUUACGUAUCUCGUUCCGGUGGCAUGUCGAACGAAUUGAACAACAUAAUAUCCAAAGCUUCCAAUGGCGUACUGGAGGGUGUCGCGAUCGGCGGCGAUAGAUAUCCGGGAACCACCUUCAUGGAUCACAUAAUACGUUAUCAAAACAAUCCGGACGCAAAACUGAUUGUGUUGCUGGGUGAGGUCGGCGGUGUCGAGGAGUACGAAGUGUGCGAAGCACUGAAAACAGGCCGAAUCACGAAGCCAUUAGUGGCCUGGUGCAUCGGUACCUGCGCCAGUAUGUUCACCUCCGAGGUGCAAUUUGGUCACGCCGGCUCGAUCGCGCAUUCCAAUCUCGAAACAGCCUCCGCGAAGAACGCGGCAUUGAAAGCCGCCGGCGCAUAUGUCCCGGACAGCUUCGACACUCUCGGUGACCUCAUCCAGUCCGUUUAUGAGCAGCUGGUGAAAGAUGGUACGAUCAUUCCGGCGGCCGAAGUUCCACCGCCAACAGUACCGAUGGACUACAAUUGGGCCAGGGAACUUGGUUUGAUACGUAAACCUGCAUCAUUCAUGACAUCGAUUUGCGAUGAACGCGGGCAAGAACUGCUAUACGCUGGUAUGCCAGUUACCGAAGUUCUCAAGCAAAACGUGGGCAUUGGCGGUGUCGUUUCGCUUCUGUGGUUCCAACGUUGCCUGCCCUCAACGUACUGCAAGUUUCUGGAAAUGUCGCUGAUGCUCACGGCCGACCACGGUCCGGCUGUUUCCGGUGCUCACAAUACCAUAGUUUGCGCGCGGGCUGGAAAAGAUUUAGUCAGCUCUCUCGUUUCGGGACUUCUGACAAUUGGUGAUCGUUUCGGUGGUGCCUUGGACGGCGCGGCUCGUAUGUUUUCCGAGGCCUACGACGCUGGUUUGCAUCCGCAAGAAUUUGUAAACAACACGCGCAAGAAGGGCCAGCUGAUCAUGGGUAUUGGUCAUCGCAUCAAGUCGAUCAACAAUCCGGACAUGCGCGUAAAGCUCAUCAAAGAAUUCGUGUUGGAGAACUUCCCGGCGAAGCCUUUAGUCGAAUACGCUUUGGAAGUUGAAAAAAUAACGACCAGCAAGAAGCCUAAUUUAAUUCUUAAUGUAGAUGGCAUAAUUGCCUGCGCCUUCGUCGAUAUGUUGCGAAACAGCGGCAGUUUCACGAGGGAAGAAGCGGAGGAGUACAUCGAAAUAGGUGCCAUAAAUAGUCUGUUUGUCCUCGGUCGAAGUAUAGGAUUUAUCGGUCAUUACAUGGACCAAAGAAGGUUAAAGCAAGGUCUUUAUCGUCACCCGUGGGACGACAUUUCUUACGUAUUACCCGAGCAAUAUAAUUAGGUUAUUAAGUAACGUGUUGUAUAAUUUGAAAACAAGAAAAAAAAAACAAUUCAGUUUUAAUCGCUUAUAAAAUUUAAGAGCAAAAGAUAAAUAAGUUAAUGCACAGAGAAAUACGUCGUCGACUUGUCAUCGAUAAUCGAUGAUGGAAAAAAAAAAACACUUUAUUCGACACUUGUCAAUCAAUUGUCGUACGCUUAUUUACGAGUCGCGUACGAGAGCGCACAUUGUUUAUUUUUGUAAAAGACACGUAGCUUAUAUAUAUAUAUAUAUAAUGUAUAUA
Pseudomyrmex gracilis is the source of this 3972-nucleotide messenger RNA. RefSeq names its product ATP-citrate synthase (gene ATPCL). The record is from RefSeq and is a predicted model, not a curated record. Lineage: Eukaryota; Metazoa; Arthropoda; Insecta; Hymenoptera; Formicidae. The transcript has 11 exons. Gene Ontology annotation, molecular function: ATP citrate synthase activity. Gene Ontology annotation, biological process: tricarboxylic acid cycle; citrate metabolic process; acetyl-CoA biosynthetic process. The coding region runs from base 429 to 3692 and encodes 1087 amino acids. Gene Ontology annotation, cellular component: cytosol.